Galdieria sulphuraria is the source of this 1095-nucleotide messenger RNA. RefSeq names its product DNA-directed RNA polymerase III subunit C34. The transcript has 8 exons. Bases 86 to 952 code for a protein of 288 amino acids. Gene Ontology annotation, cellular component: RNA polymerase III complex. The record is from RefSeq and is a predicted model, not a curated record. Gene Ontology annotation, biological process: transcription by RNA polymerase III. NCBI's taxonomy places the organism in Eukaryota, Rhodophyta, Bangiophyceae, Galdieriales, Galdieriaceae.
UUGGGUGAAAUGAUUUUUAAUUUCGGAUAUAUAUGGGCAGUCCUUUUUGCAUCUAAUACAGUUUUUGGUAUUUACAUUCCCUUUCAUGGCAACAGAUACGACGAAGCUGGAAGAAAUAGUUUUACGAGUAGCUUCAGUAGGACCACAUGGUGUCACCGACGAAGAGGUUAGAAAGAGCCUACCUGAAAAUAUCUCUCCAAACGAAAGGUUGCAAACAUAUAACAAUCUGUUGCAACGUGGAAGACUCCAAUUAAAGAAACUUCACGGCAAACUUUUCUAUCAAGCAGUCGAGGAACAGGUUGCCAAUAAACUGCAAGGAUUGUCAACAGAAGAACGUUUGGUGUAUAGCCACGUCGAAGAAGCUGGAAAUAAAGGAAUAUGGACAAGAGACUUGAGAAACAUUAGUCGACUGCAGCAGACUCAGUUGACGAAAAUCUUAAAAAACUUGGAGUUGAAGAAACUUGUAAAGCCAUUCAAAUCUGUCAAGUCGAAGAACAAGAAGCUUUAUAUGCUCUUUGACUUAGAACCUUCGAUUGAUGUUACGGGUGGUCCUUGGUAUUACAAUCAGGAAUUCGAUGCAGAAUUUUUCGAUGUGUUGUAUCAACAGUCUUUGCGGUUUAUUCGUGGAAGUUCCACAGGUGUUGCAGUUGAGGAAGUAGCGAAUUAUAUCACAUCUUUGGGUAUAUCCAAAGAAAAACUAGAGAUCAAAGACUUUGAAAGUCUCUUACAAACCAUGAUUUAUGAUGGAGUUAUAGAAAGGAUAUGUAAAGGUACCGACCUUGAAAAAUCAACUACAGUAUAUCGUUACUGUCAUCAUACCUCACCCUUUGCAACACUUGGAGAGGUCCCUUGUGGUAUCUGUCCUGUAUAUAAGAGUUGUUCCAUUGAUGGUGUUAUAUCUCCUGUCAAUUGUGUAUAUCUUCGAAAAUGGGAAGAAAGUUUAGAAUUUUAAAACCACUUUCAAGACACUCAGCCUGGACGAGUUUUUGAAUAGUUUUUGUAUUCCAUUUUGUUUUGUAACAUGACCAAUUCUCUUGAAUGAAAAUACUUUGUUCUGUAAUUGCGUACUGAGCUAAUGAAGAAUGUACAAGCUUU